AAGCUGUAGGAUAUUGGAAAUGUAGCUUAAAUGUGCUGCCUAAUAUAAAGGUUAAAACCUAUGAAUAAUCCUUAUCUUUGCCAUUUAGUGUUUCAAAGUGGUGAGGACAUCAAUCUGGGAAUGCCUGAGCUGUGCAGCUCUGAUAAAAUCCUGAGUUUUGUAUCUAUCAAUAACCAUCAUUUGGUUGUAUUUUUGUGAUUCCUCUAUAUGGCUAAUCGACUAGUGGAAUAAAGAUAAAAGAGGCAAAGUCCAGAUAAAUACAAGAGUCCAAGAGCGACCAAACCAAGGAAUUCUAAGCGACUACUGAGGAUAUUGCAAACUGAAAAAAGAUGAGAAAGAAAACAAAUACAAGUCUAAAGGAGAGACUUGCAUUGAAGAACAAACUUGUUAAGGAAAUAUUAGCAGAAUUCCUGGGAACAUUCAUAUUAAUUGUUUUGGGGCUUUCAUCAAUUGCUCAGGCUACACUCAGCGGUGGAACUAAGGGUGAUAUUCUAACAGUAAACAUCAGCUUUUCCAUAGCUGUUGCAAUGGCUGUGUAUGUAGCAGGAGGAAUAUCAGGAGGUCACGUGAACCCCGCUGUGUCAUUAGCCAUGUGUGUGCUUGGAAGACUGGAAUGGAAGAAGCUGCCUCUUUAUGUAAUUUUCCAGUUCCUAGGUGCCUUUGUAGGUUCAGCAACUGUCUUUGGGGUUUAUUAUGAAGCUCUGAUGAAUUAUUCAGGUGGAAUACUUACAGUAACUGGCCCAAAUGCAACAGCACACAUAUUUGCAACAUACCCUGCUCCAUACCUGUCUAUUAUGGGAGGGUUUGUAGAUCAGGUCAUAGGAACAGCUCUCCUACUUCUUGUAAUUCUUGCCCUUUUUGAUAAUAAUAAUCUUAGAGUGCCCAAAGGGCUGGAACCCGUGGUCAUUAGUCUACAUAUUUUGCUGCUUGGCCUUGCACUUGGUAUGAACUGCGGAUGUGCCCUGAAUCCAGCACGUGACCUGUCACCGCGGAUCUUCACUGCAGUUGCAGGAUGGGGGAUGGAGGUUUUCAGGCACCCUGCUCCACCCAUAAGCAAGCCAGUACCUAAUGCCCGUUGAGGACUAAAGGAGCCAUUAAUAGGAACGGCUGCAUCACCCAAUGGACAGCAUCACCAUCCAUAAAAAAAAUUAUAAAGGAUGAAUAAUGCUUAAUCUGCCUAAGCUGAUUGUUACCUUAUUUCUCCCUAAACUAGUGACUUUGUUAGGCAAGGUAGCUGCAGUGAGCGCAGUAUCAAGAAAGCUCAACCCUGUCUACAUUUCCGACCCACUUAUAAGUACCCCCCAUCCUUCACUUUAUAUUUCUCCCGCUAAUAAAUUUAAAACUUGUCUGGUUUACCUUUAUCUCUGUUUCUAACCUUCCCAGUGAGUUAAUCAUCCCCCCUUGUAAAACAGAAAAAGAAAUAAAUAUGUCUAGCAAGGUAAAGACAGCUAACUACAUUCUUACAUUUGGUGAAUACCUUUUUUCCCUUUUCAAAACAAAAACAAAAAAGAAAACAUCAUACUUACAGGUUGUUUUCUUUGGGCAUAUCCCCAGUUUCUGGUGUAGCCCCCCCCCCCCCAUAGUACCUCACUUCCUGGCUAUUGCAGUAUUAUUUCUGCACAUCCCAAGGUGCCAUUUUUAAAUUCCAAUUAUUCCUGCUUAUCUUACCCAGCCGGGUGGCUGCCCUGAUACCGUGCUCACAUGGUAAUCUUGGAUAUUACUGUAAAUUGACUGUUCCUGGUUUCUAAUGUUAUCUUUGUUCCUUAAAAGCCUGUGCAGUUUAGUAACAUAAAGUCCUGUAUCAGAAAAUAGUAUGUAUAUCAUAGCAUUAGCUGUCUGAAACUGAAUUUCUGGUUCUCAUAGCUCACAUUGUAAAUGUGCUGCACCUGUGUUGUGCAAUGUAGUGUAACCUGUGUCUGAACCUCUUAGCUGCAGUGGCACAUUUGGAUGAAAUGAAAAUAAUUAGUUAAUAGUGUUUUAUAAGCAGUUAAUAUUUACAUACUGCUGUUGAUAUUCCACUUUUCCUGCCACAUUUCUAAAUAAGAACUUAGCGACAUUUCAUCUUG
Molecule: messenger RNA, 2066 nt
Organism: Protopterus annectens (West African lungfish)
Lineage: Eukaryota; Metazoa; Chordata; Ceratodontiformes; Protopteridae
Gene: AQP9
Product: aquaporin 9
Exons: 6
Coding region: 330-1079 (249 amino acids)
Biological process (GO): glycerol transmembrane transport; water transport
Cellular component (GO): basolateral plasma membrane; plasma membrane
Molecular function (GO): urea transmembrane transporter activity; glycerol channel activity; water channel activity
Source: RefSeq, a predicted model, not a curated record